AUGGCUCACGUGCUUAUCGAGCCAAAAUUUUGGACUUCCUACUUCGCAAAUCUGUAUCCUUCACUUGCACACCAUGCAAAAUCAGACAAGAAGGCAGACAAAAAGACGGCAGAUAAGGCCAAGGCUGCCAAAACAGCUGCUGCCUCACCCGCAAAAGCAAAGUCGCUAGCGUCAUCCAAAGAGAUUUUGGCCAAGGCUAAAGUACUCAAAGCAUCGAACGGAAAGGCUUCCGUUAAACGUGCCAACGACGAAUCAUCUGACGAUUCCUCAGACUCCUCUUCGGAAGACGAAACAGCCUAA
Suillus fuscotomentosus is the source of this 300-nucleotide messenger RNA. RefSeq lists its product as uncharacterized. The record is from RefSeq and is a predicted model, not a curated record. The coding region runs from base 1 to 300 and encodes 99 amino acids. NCBI's taxonomy places the organism in Eukaryota, Fungi, Basidiomycota, Agaricomycetes, Boletales, Suillaceae. The transcript is spliced from 2 exons.